Messenger RNA from Symbiodinium pilosum, 612 nucleotides. The record is from the annotation of a GenBank genome assembly. Lineage: Eukaryota; Dinophyceae; Suessiales; Symbiodiniaceae.
GAGGACAGUAUCUCGAUACUCCAACAGGACACGCAGUUAAUCGUGUUCCUCAAAAAUCGAGAGCAGGGCAAGCCAGCCUCGGAAGACUGGAGCAUAGUGCAGGCUCUCUUUUUGGUAGGCAAGCACUGGCGGGAACAAAAAGAGAAGUCGCCCAGCCAGGUGACACAGCCUCUGAGAGUGGUGCUACUGGGCUCGAUGCUGGACGCCAUGCUGAAUCGGGUCAAACAGCUCGAAACCGACCCGCAGCUGAGAGAGGUGGCAGAGAAGAGGGGACUGGUGGACAAGAAGGAGUAUGCGUCGUCGGACCAGCCGCACCUCACGCUCAAGGAAGUGACGGAGUCGCUCGCCACCUUGAAGAUGCUAACGGUCCACCCGCGUGUGAUUUCCCGCUUUCACGCUAUGCGGAAGCUGACAGCGGAAAUGACGUCCGAAAUCGUCCCGUUCACGCUCGAGAUUCAAAACCGGUCUCAGGAAUCUCAACAGGCCUUCUACCUGCUCGGCAAGAUCAGCAGAAACUCGUGCACCCACCUUAUAUUGGCCACUCUGAGGCCAGCCAAGCUCGGCAGAUCGCCACUGGCGAACACAGUCGACCGUCUGCUUCAAGACUUGUAA